This is a messenger RNA of Pelagomonas calceolata, 6974 nucleotides long. The record is from the annotation of a GenBank genome assembly. Lineage: Eukaryota; Pelagophyceae; Pelagomonadales; Pelagomonadaceae.
AUGGCCCAGACCGCUGCCGAUGCUUUCGACUACAGCGCAAUUAAUUUGCACAUGGCGAAACAACUCGUCAAGGACCUGCUCGAGGCCUUCGACGCCGAGGGGAAUCGGACGAGGCUGGCCCGGGCGCUCGUGACUGCGCAGGAGAAGACCGAUGCGCUGAUGUUAACCGUCACGCCGCUCGCCGUCGACAUUGCGUCCGAAGCCUUAUCAAGGUGGGGCAUUGUUGAAAACGAGGGCGACGCCUUCGUGCGUGUGAUGGAGCGCAUCUCGCUAUUAGCUCCUAGAGAUGAAGAGUUGUCGUACGACGUGUAUCAGCUUCACCAGAAAUUUCUGCCCGUACCGCCCAAAGAGUUACUGGAAGCGGAAGCCAAACGAGUCAAGGAGGAGCUCCGGCAGAAAAAACGAAUGGAGCAGCAGGCGAAGGAGGAAGAAGAAGCCGCAGCCGAGGCUCAACGAAAGGCGGAAGCGAGGCAGUUCGCGCGGGAGACGUUCGGCGAGGGGACGACCGCUUGAGUAAGGUGUUGUUGUGUUGCUCGUAGUGCGGCGACGGCGUCUCUGGCGGCGUCUCUCGUGGUUCGCGACGGCGCGGCCGGCUUUCGCGGCGAGCCCUGUGCACUUCUCGCCUAAAUCUAGAGCCUAAAUCGGCGCACGAGUCGCCGUCGUCGUCGGGCCGCGGCGUGGGCGCGGGCGCGGGCUCGUCGUCCUGUGCGCUGAUUAGUUGUGCCUCCGACGCCCAAGCGUCCCGCGGGCAAGCUCGGUAGUCAAAUGCGGAGCUAGGCGUACCCUAGAAGUCCGGGGAGCCGUCUCCCGGACCCGUAGUCGUAAUAGAGGUGCCGCGCGCGGCGGCCAAUAGCGCCGCUCUCAAGCUUUGAAACCGGUGCAGAGUUUCGCGCGUGUGCUGCACGCGAGAACGCGAGGCGUUUUGUGCACGCUCGCGUGCCUUUCUAAAGGCCAAUUGACAGAAAUGUGAGCAAAUUUUGAGUCUGUUUUACGUUUUUCUGAAAAACGCGCGCUAGCGGCCUGUAAGACACUAGCAAGCCAGCUUUUCGUCCCACACAGGUCGGCCGCGUACGUCUACGGCCACGGAACCAAUAAUGCUGCUGCUGGUGUUGUUGUUCGAGACGACAAGCCUGAUCCAUGGAAGCACAAGCGGGAACUGGAAGCGCAGCGCAAGACGCUCCAGCCGCACGAGCUGGAUGGCCUGAACGAGGCGUCGUUCGCGCAACGGCAGGCCUGGAACCCCAAGGGCGGCUCGUACCCGCCGCUGGACACGUCCGGGUACGGCCCCAUCCAAGAAGCUCUCAAACAAAAGGUCGGCGACGCGUACGUCCGCGUGCUGUCGCCCUCCGCGGGCGCCGCGCUGAAAAAAGUCGGAGCGGCGUUCCGGGAGAGCGACAAGGGCUGGGGCGGACGAGGAUACAGCUUGUCCGAAAAUCAGGGCCGCCGCGGCAUCCCGUUUCACCGUGUCGGGACGGGCGAGCUGACGCCGAGCGGCGAGCAUUUGCGCGGCUUGGUGUCCCACGAGCCGUUCGACGUCGUCGAGGACGUCGUGCGGACGCUCGUCGGCGACGAGUUCCUCGACGAUAGCCACACGCGCCUCCUGGUGGCGAACCCGACGCGCGGCGGCGUGCUCUCGCAGGGCCCGCACGCCGACGCCGUCGUCGUCCACAAGCACAAGGUCGAGGAGGAGGAGACGCACGAGCAGCUGCGCUGGCUCUGGAUGAGCGCCAUGGCCGUCAUCUGCUUCGUCGUCAGCUUCGAGAACGGCAACUACGGGAUCCCGCGCGAAGGCCCGCUCUUCGGGAUUUUCGCUUGUGUCACCCUCGAGCUCCCGGCCAGCGCGAUCUACGCGCUGACGGCGCUGCUCGCCGGCCAGAAGCCCUUCGGCUUCGUGCGCAUCGACGGCGAGAUCUACAAGCUGCGCAUCUACCACCUGGUCUUCGGCAUCAAGGAGCAGCGCGCGCUGACGGUGGCGUCGGUCCUCGUCCCGCUCGGCGGCGCCGCCGCGGCGAUCGCGGCGGCCGACCGGCGCAUCGACGCGCUCGCGCGACGCCUCUCCUGCGACGACGUGCUCACGGUCGCCGAGCUGUUCCCGCUGCGCGUCGCGCCGUGCGUCGUCGGCGCCGUCAGCGGCCUCCUCGGCCUCGGCGGCGGCAGCGUGCUCUGCUACGGCGGCGCGCCCGCGGGCGACGCCGACGCCCUGGCGGCGGCCGUGGUUUUGCCGGCGGAGGCGAAGAAGCUGCGGCGCGAGAACCGGCGCGCGGCGGACGCGGCCCGCGAGGCGUUGCGCGACCUCUUCGUGCGAUCGGGCGACGCGCGCGGCGCGCGCGCGCUUCUCGGUUUUAGCGGACACGAUACGGCGGCGCACGACGCGGGCGCGAACGCGCUCGCCGAUCUCGAGACGCUGGUCGAGCGCGAGGCGCGGCGAGACGCGCGCGCACGCCGUGAAGCGGAACUGUGCGCCGCGCACAUGCGGCAGUUUAGGCCGUCGGAUGAGACGCUAGGGCGUUUCCAGAUGCCGACGGAUGUGUUCGCGGCGCCGUCGGACGCGGCGUUCGGUGCUGUUCUGCCGCCGCCCCCACCUUUGCCUGCGCGGCACUUUGUUCUGGAUGAGACGCGAAGGCGUUUCCAGGUGCCGACGGAUGUGUUCGCGGCGCCGUCGGACGCGGCGUUCGGUGCUGUUUCGCCGCCGCCCCCACCUCUGCCUCGGACGCUAGGUUUCCAGGAGCAGGGCCCGCGCCUCGCUGAUUUAAUGGACCAAUUCUUUCCCAAGGGAGGAACGACGUCCGAGCGGCCGCGGGUCGAGCUGCCGCAGCCAACGACCUUCGAGCGGCCGCGGGUCGAGCUGCCGCCGCCACGGGACGAUGAGCGCCGCGCGAAGGCACCGAGGGCGCCGGGGGUGCCGAAGGAGGUGUGUGCCGCGAUGGAUUCAGCGCUGGGUAGGCUGGAGCGCCGCCUCGAGACGCCGGAUCAACGCGAGGCGCGGCUGGCGCCGGCGCGGGAGCGGUGGCGAGACGCGCGCGACGCCUUGCGCGAGAAGCACGGGUCCUUCUGCCGCUGCAAGAACUCCAAGUGCCUCAAGAGGUACUGCGAGUGCUUCGAGCGCGGCGUGCUGUGCGGCGACUCGUGCAAGUGCGAGAACUGCGAGAACAUUGCGGGCUCGGCUUCAUUGCGGGAGGCGCGCGCUGCGAUCGCGGAGCUCCCGCCGUCGCGCGACGGCUGCACCUGCAAGAAUAGUCGCUGCCUCAAGCUCUACUGCGUCUGCUUUAAGGCCGGCAGCAAAUGCGUCGCGGCGUGCAAGUGCGUCGACUGCCAGAACGGCCGGCCCGCCGAUGCGCCCAUCCCCGCGCCGCCGAAGAAGCGCCGCGCCGCGCCGUCGAAGAAGGCCGCGCCGCCGAAGAAGCGCCAGAGAGUUGACCGCGCAGCCGACGAGACCGCCGACGAUGCUGCUGGGGAGGUUCGAGGAGGCCUACUGCUCAACGCGGCGCGGCUGGCGGCUCUUAGGGAAGAGUACGCGCGCGAGCGCGAGCGGGCCGCCGCGGGGGCGACGCCGUCGCCGCCGUCGCAGUGACGGGCGUCGCGGCGGGCCCGCGGACUAUCGCCUGAUAUGAACGUCGCGGAUCCGAGACGUGGGGCGCGCGUCGUGCGCGUCGACCGAAUCACGAUUCCAUAACUUGUUGUUCUUUUGGAAGUUGUGCUACGCCGGAAGAUCACGCAGUCCUGCUUCCUAGAAUCUCAGAGCACGCUAGCUCGCGCUCUCGUUAAAGUUUAAAACUCAGCAGGCGCCCGCUCGAUUUACGAGCGCGCGGUACAAAAGAAUGACCGCCCUGGCAAUGCCGCACGUCGACAGCGUCCAGAGCUCAACGCCCACAGCUUGGCGCGCCGCGCGCGGCCGCUCAGCGCGCGGUUUCGGCCAAAAGCCGACUGAGUUUGAAAUGUGCACUGCGGAGCGCGCGGGAGCGCCAGGCGGCCGCGCGGCCCGGCCACGCUGCCGCCACCCGCCCGCCCACACACUCACAGCCUCGCCGCCCCCGCAAAACCGCGCGCACGGAGGACAGCACACGCGCCGGCGCACGCCGCGACUCGGAAACUCUGAGCUGGCGCCGGCCGGCCGCCGCGGCGCGCGGACGCCGUGGCCCCGCCGCCGCCGCGGUCCCCGCCACGCGCACUACGACGAGAGGUCGCACCCACGCCCACCACACGCCGCGACUCAGAAUCCCGACGAAACCGCCGACCGCAGGCCCGCGAACCUGUCGAGGGACCAGUCCCGCGUCUCCGAGGACGACGACGACAUCCACGUCAUCAAGCGCAACGGCAAGAAGGAGGUCGUGCGCUACGACAAGAUCACGAGCCGCAUCAAAAAGUUAUGCUAUGGUUUGGACUCCAAGUACAUCAAGCCGAACGUCCUGACCCAAAAGGUCAUCCAGGGCGUCUACGACGGCGUCACGACCCACGAGCUCGACGAGCUCGCCGCCCAGACGGCGGCCUACAUGGCCACGCAGCACCCGGACUUUUCGCGUUUGGCGGCGAGGAUCUCGGUCUCGAACCUCCACAAGUCCACCGACAAGGUCUUCAGCGAUGUGGUGGAGAAGCUCCACAAGCACGUCCACCCGAAGACGAAGAAGCCCGCGUCGCUCAUCGCCGACGACGUCUACGAGGUCAUCAUGUGCGUCUCGCGGCGUCCUCGCAUCGCGCCCAAAAUCACGUCUCCCGUCACGCGACACCGCCGCAGGUCGAACAAGGACAAGAUCAACGGGGCGAUCGUCUACGACCGCGACUUUGAAUACGACUACUUCGGCUUCAAGACCCUCGAGAGAAGCUACUUGAUGCGCUGCGACGGCGAGAUCGCGGAACGGCCCCAGCACAUGAUCAUGCGCGUGGCGAUCGGUAUUCACGGGAGUGACGUCGACGCGGCCAUCGAGACCUACGAGCUCAUGUCCCAGAAGUACUUCACGCACGCGACGCCGACGCUCUUCAACGCCGGGACGCCGAGACCCCAAUUAUCUUCCUGUUUCUUAUUAGCGAUGAAGGAGGACAGCAUCGAGGGGAUUUACGACACUUUGAAGAGGUGUGCCUGCAUCUCGAAGUACGCCGGCGGCAUCGGCCUGUCCGUGCACAACAUCCGGGCCACGGAUUCUUAUAUUCGCGGUUCGAACGGUACGUCCAACGGCAUCGUGCCGAUGCUCCGCGUUUACAAUGACACUGCGAGAUAUGUGGACCAGGGCGGCGGCAAGAGGAAAGGGUCGUUCGCCAUCUACUUGGAGCCCUGGCACGCCGACAUCGAGACGUUCUUGGAUUUGAAGAAGAACCACGGCAACGAGUUGGAACGGGCCCGGGAUUUAUUUUACGGCCUUUGGAUUCCCGACCUGUUCAUGCGUAGAGUGGAGGCGAACGAGCAGUGGUCGCUCAUGUGUCCGAAUGAGUGCCCGGGCUUGGCGGAUUGCCACGGGAAGGAAUUUGAGGAGCUCUAUGAAAAAUAUGAAAAGGAGGGCCGGGCGCGCAAGCAGAUCCCGGCUCAACAGUUGUGGUUCGCGAUCCUCGAUUCGCAAGUCGAGACGGGCACGCCCUACAUGCUCUACAAGGACGCUUGUAAUGGGAAGAGCAACCAGAAGCAUUUGGGGACGAUCAAAUCCAGCAACUUGUGCACGGAGAUCGUCGAGUACACGUCGCCCGACGAAGUCGCCGUCUGCAACCUGGCCUCGAUCAACCUCACGGCCAUGGUCACUGAUGAUCAGUUCGACUUCAAGCAACUCCGUAAAAUUGCCAACGUGGUUACUCGUAAUUUGAACAAAGUGAUUGACGUGAACUACUACCCCGUCCAGGAGGCCGAGAACAGCAACAUGCGCCACCGCCCCAUCGGCAUCGGCGUGCAAGGUCUCGCGGAUGCGUUGGUGAAGCUGCGCCUCCCGUACGAGGGCGACGCCGCGCGCCAGCUCAACAAGGACAUCUUCGAGACGAUCUAUUACGGCGCGGUGCGGUGUCCUAUGCACUUCACGAUGACGACGCGACUCGUCUCCAGGAAUGAUGGAACCGCGUCGUGACUCGAUGUCGAACGCAGGCGCCAUGGAGGCCUCGAUCCAGCUCGCCAAGGAGCAGGGCACCUACGAGACGUACGAAGGGUCUCCGACGUCCCAAGGCUUGUUACAACCUGAUCUGUGGAACGUGACGCCCAGCAGCCGCUGGGACUGGGCCCAAUUACGUAGAGAUCUGGCCGAGCACGGGUGCAGGAACUCGCUCCUCCUCGCCCCGAUGCCCACGGCGUCGACGGCCCAGAUCCUCGGGAACAACGAGUCGUUUGAACCUUUUACGAGCAACAUGUUCACCAGACGUGUCUUGGCCGGCGAGUUCGCCGUGGUCAACAAGUACCUGCUGAACGACUUGAUUGCGCGGGGCCUCUGGACGCCGGAGGUCCGCAACCAGAUCAUCGCGGACAAGGGAAGCGUCCAGGCCGUCGCGGGCAUUCCCGACGACCUUAAGGCCCUCUACAAGACGACGUGGGAGAUCAAGCAGAAGUGCGUGCUCGACAUGUCGGCGGAUCGGGGCGCGUUCAUCUGCCAGUCGCAGUCCCUCAAUUUACAUAUUGCGGAGCCGUCCCCGGGCAAGCUCACGUCCAUGCACUUCUACGCCUGGAAGAAGGGCCUCAAGACGGGCAUGUACUACCUGCGGACGCGCCCGAAGGCCGACGCCAUCGCCUUCACGGUGGACCAGGCCAUGGCCGCGAAGUCGCGCGGCGAGAACGCGCUCAAGCCCGUGAACACGGAGCCCGAGGAGUGCCUGAGCUGCGGCGCGUUCGUUUCCCGCGUCUUGUGUUUUUCGUUUGCGCGAGAUGUACACCCCGCGGACCUCCACGCGGCGAUGGCGUGCACCGCCCGCCGUCACCGCGCUACGCCGUCGCCGCGUCGACGCUCUCGAUACACGCAGGUAAAACUAGGCGCGUACCCCCCUUUCCCCCCAUUCUAACUUGAACGAUUACA